Drosophila obscura is the source of this 1991-nucleotide messenger RNA. RefSeq names its product caspase-8. The record is from RefSeq and is a predicted model, not a curated record. The transcript is spliced from 6 exons. Gene Ontology annotation, molecular function: cysteine-type endopeptidase activity. Bases 84 to 1652 code for a protein of 522 amino acids. NCBI's taxonomy places the organism in Eukaryota, Metazoa, Arthropoda, Insecta, Diptera, Drosophilidae. Gene Ontology annotation, biological process: proteolysis.
UGGUCCAUCGCUAUUGCGUGUGUUCGGUGUGUUCGGUGGGGUGUGGUUGCGGUUCGCUAUUUGGUACUUCCCCGCUCAAGACCAUGAGUGGCCACAAUCUUCUGGCGGAAUUGAAGAAAAUCGAUGUCCUCGAUCUGCCCUAUGUGGAGCGCGAUCUGAACUUUGCUCAGAAGGUCAGCCUGUCCUUUCUGCUGUACGGCGACGAGCAUUCCAGUGCUACGUAUAUUUUGCAAAAGCUCCUGGUGCUGGCCCGCGCAACCGACUGGCGGCACAGCGACAUCUUGAGCCAGUAUGCCAAAUACAAGCCUCAAUCCUGGCACCAAAAUCUCGUGGAGGCUCUGUGCAUCAUCGGGGCGCGCCAGGUUUUGCGCAAACUUGGCCUGCGGUGGCAGGAGUUGCGCAUGCACUACCUACCCCACAUUGGUGGCAUCAGUCUGCACAUUCAUCCGCUGUUAAAGAGCCUCUACACGAUCUGUGAGGAGUUGACACUGGCCCAGAGCGCUCACAUGGUGCUGGAUAUCAGGGAUAAGGUCAGGGCCGGGGAUCCGCUACGCUAUUAUAACUCGGCCCAUCUGGAGAUCUUCAUGCUUGAUUGGAUGACGCGGCGUCUGAUACGGCUGGGCGACAUCAAUGCUAACGGCAGUGAUGUGCAGCUGCUAAUCGAAUACUUCAAGUUAAACGAUCUGUGUGCCCAGGCCACUCUGCUCGUCGAUACGGUCAACAGUAAUGCCACGUCCAUUCUCGCCCACGCUCCGACUUCGGUGUCCCCCAAUCGUGAGACAUCCGAUUCGGCAAAACCGAAUGUGCUGCCGACCGUGGUCUACAGUGGCUUGGCCAACGAAAGUUCCAGCUCAACGGCUUCGUCGUCCCGACAGCGGGCACAGAAUGCCAUUCAGCUAAGUCGCGAGAAUGCUGGAAUUGCGCUGAUAAUCAACCAGCAAAAGUUUCACCGGGAUGUCAACGAUGAUCUCAAGAUCUACUUGCCGCCAGUUGCAUUACCGCCACGCCAUGGCACCGAUGUGGACAAGCAGCGGCUAACUGAUGUCUUCUCCGCGCUCGGCUACAAGGUGCAGGCCCAUGAUAAUCUCACCCACUUUUCGAUGCUUCAUCAUAUACGGCAGGCCUGUGAGCUGUCACUGCUGCACGAUUCGGUGGUGGUGUGUAUUCUGUCGCACGGCUUUGGUGAGGCGGUUUAUGGCUCGAAUAGCAUUGCCCUGCGGAUAUCGGAUAUCGAGAAUGUACUCUGUAGCUAUGAAAAUCUGUACAACAAGCCAAAGCUGGCCAUCAUUCAGGCGUGCCAGCAGGAGGACAAGAACAACAAUGCCCUGCCGUACAAGAUCCAUGCCAGCACAAAGUCACCCGACCAGCACUUGAAUAUGCUGCGAGCAAUGUCCACUGUGCCCGGUUUUGCAGCGAUGCGACACACCCACACCGGCAGCUGGUUCAUUCAGUGUCUGUGCGAUGCCAUUGUCGAGCAUGCGGAUAGCGAUCAUAUUGCUGACAUUCUGACGAUUGUCAUCAAUAAUGUUGCCAACAAACGGGGUAACAAAAACGAGACCAUGGUUCCAUGGAUUGGCGGCGCACUACGACAGCACGUUUACUUUCCGUCCGCCAUCGCCACAGAUUCGAGGGUUCCCAAAGACAAAAACUAAUGGGCAAAACGGAGCACUUCCAUAAAUUAUAAAUGUAUGUCCUUUAUCAACGAAAUGUUGCACAAAAAUGGGCAGAUUCCUUCCAAUCGACCAAAAAUGAAAGUCGUGAUGAGACAAAAUUCUAUUUUAUUUUUAUAUUUUUUUGUUCUGAAUUAGGAUAGCCCAACAUAAUUUGCAUAACUAAAUGUGCUUUUAAAAAAUCUCUUGCAGAUUUGGUAAAGAUCAGACCACUAUAUCGUAUAGUAGCUUUUAUAUAAAUUCCUUAAAGUUAAUGGACGUUUCGAUAAAGCAUUUAUAAUCGUUUUAAAUCUGUUUUUUAUGUAAAAAAAUAUAGUAGGA